AUGCCAAGUGAUGACUGCCAAAUUGUACUUCGAACCGACAAAAUACCUUCAGGUGAACACGAAAGACGUUUUAGUUUACCAGUUUAUCCAUUGAUGUUUUGGAUGGGUGAAGAUGGAUAUCAUUUUGAAAUAUACGAAAUAAAUCCAGUUACAGAUCCAGAAAAAGAUCCUCAUUUAUUUGACAUAAAAAAAAAAAUAUGA
Macrosiphum euphorbiae (potato aphid) is the source of this 201-nucleotide messenger RNA. The record is from the annotation of a GenBank genome assembly. NCBI's taxonomy places the organism in Eukaryota, Metazoa, Arthropoda, Insecta, Hemiptera, Aphididae.